Messenger RNA from Ruditapes philippinarum (Manila clam), 2102 nucleotides. RefSeq names its product eukaryotic translation initiation factor 3 subunit B-like. Gene Ontology annotation, molecular function: RNA binding; translation initiation factor binding; translation initiation factor activity. The transcript has 17 exons. Gene Ontology annotation, cellular component: eukaryotic translation initiation factor 3 complex. The record is from RefSeq and is a predicted model, not a curated record. Gene Ontology annotation, biological process: translational initiation. NCBI's taxonomy places the organism in Eukaryota, Metazoa, Mollusca, Bivalvia, Venerida, Veneridae. Bases 42 to 2102 code for a protein of 686 amino acids.
ACUUACUCACCGUACCAUAAAACGUCCACGAGGUUUUCAAGAUGGCGGCUGAAAAGGGGGAAAGAGAAUCCCGUAGACAAAAAAGAUCAGAAUCUUCGGUAGAAAAUCACAUAGACUAUGAUGAUGAGGAUGAACCAGACUUCAGUGAUCCAGAAGACUUUGUUGAUGAUAUUUCCGACGAAGAGCUUCUUGGAGAUUUAUUGAAGAAUAAGCCAAAGGAUACAGACAGUAUUGACAAUGUGAUAAUUGUUGAUAAUAUUCCAGUAGUUGGACAAGAACGUCUGCCAAAAUUACAGAAUGUUGUUAAAAAAAUUUAUGAAAAGUUUGGUAAAAUUGUCAAUGACUUCUAUCCUAUGGGACCAGAUGAGAAAACUAAAGGGUAUCUGUUCAUUGAAUACUCUAAUCCACAAAGUGCAGUGGAUGCUGUAAAGAGUACAAAUGGUUACAAGUUGGACAAGGCUCAUACUUUUGCUGUCAACCUUUUCUCUGAUUAUGACAAGUUUGAACAUGUACCCGAUGACUGGGAGCCUCCACAAGCCAAACCAUAUAAAGAUCUGGGAAAUCUUCGAUAUUGGCUACAAGAUCCAGAUUGUUUUGAUAAUUACAGUGUUAUAUACGAGGGUGGAGAAAAGACCGCCAUCUUUCAGAAUACAGUGCAUCUUAGUUCUGUAAGAGAACCAACUAAAGUGGAGGAGAGGGCGCGUUGGACAGAAACUUAUGUACGAUGGUCACCACAAGGUACAUAUUUGGCUACUCUUCAUCAGAAAGGUAUAGCUCUGUGGGGAGGGCCCAAGUUUGAUCAGAUUAUGAGAUUUAGUCAUCCUGGUGUACAGCUUAUAGAUUUCUCACCAUGUGAAAGGUUUUUGAUAACUUUUAGUCCUGUACAAGUAAAGUCAGAUGAACCUCAGAGUAUAGUUAUAUUUGAUAUAAGGACGGGACAGCGAAAACGAGGCUUCAAUUGUGAAACUCAUGCUCAGGCUACUUGGCCUAUAUUUAAAUGGAGUAAUGAUGGAAAAUUCUUUGCCAGAUUAGCACCAGAUACCCUUAGUGUAUAUGAAACAGCUACAUUUAGAUUGUUGGACAAUAAAAGCUUGAAAAUUGAUGGAAUACGAGAUUUUUCAUGGAGUCCGUCGGAUAAUUAUUUAGCUUACUGGGUACCUGAGCAAAAUAACAUCCCAGCUCGUGUAACUAUAAUCUCCAUGCCUGCACGUACAGAGAUGUGUGUACGUAAUUUGUUUAAUGUUGCGGACUGCCGUAUGCAUUGGCAGAAGAAUGGAGACUUCCUUUGUGUCAAAGUAGACAGGUACUCCAAGGCAAAGAAGGCAGAAGAUACAGGACAGUGGAAAUACAGUGGUAUUUACUUCAAUUUUGAGUUGUUCAGAAUUCGUGAGAAACAGAUCCCUGUUGACAAAGUGGAAUGUAAAGCAGAAAAUGUUUUGGCAUUUGCAUGGGAGCCGACAGGUAACAAGUUUGCCUUCAUUCAUGGAGAGAGUCCAAGGAUUAAUGUGUCCUUCUAUAUUGUCAGACCACAGGGGAAAGUUGACAGUCUAAAAACAUUUGAACGCCGUACAGCCAAUCAUUUGUUCUGGAGUCCCACUGGUCAAUUCAUUGUCCUAGCUGGUCUUCGAAAUAUGAAUGGUGUGCUAGAGUUUAUUGAUACAGCUGACAUGACAGUGAUGGCACAGACUGAGCACUUUAUGGCUACAGAUGUAGAAUGGGAUCCUACAGGAAGAUAUGUUAUUACUGGGGUCAGCUGGUGGGGACAUAAGGUUGACAAUGGAUACUGGUUAUGGUCUUUCCAAGGACGUCUGUUACAGAAACAACAGCUGGACAGGUUUUGUCAGUUACUAUGGAGACCAAGACCACCAACACUUCUACCCAUAGAAGAAAUUAAGGAGAUAAAGAAGAAUCUGAAGAAAUAUUCUCAAAGAUUUGAGGCCCAGGACAGGCUGAGACAGUCUACUGUAUCUACUGUAAGUAUAUAUAGAUAUCAUGAAUGUAUUGAUACUGACGAGCUGGACAAUCUGGCCGAGGAUGAAUAUGAUGAAGAAGUUGUUGAAUUCCUGCUUAAAGUUGAAGAAAUCAUCUUGGACGGGGAGUAG